Ipomoea triloba (trilobed morning glory) is the source of this 983-nucleotide messenger RNA. Its product is annotated as ethylene-responsive transcription factor ERF011-like. The transcript has 2 exons. Bases 178 to 690 code for a protein of 170 amino acids. The record is from RefSeq and is a predicted model, not a curated record. Gene Ontology annotation, biological process: regulation of DNA-templated transcription. Lineage: Eukaryota; Viridiplantae; Streptophyta; Magnoliopsida; Solanales; Convolvulaceae. Gene Ontology annotation, molecular function: DNA binding; DNA-binding transcription factor activity.
GAACAAAGAAAUGCGUUAGGGAGCGACAGAAACACUCGAGUAGCUUAACAAAGCCAAAAUUUCAUGGGUGUUCUUUCUCUCUCUAAAAUUCCCCCAAUCGUGGCUUUAGAUUACAGGGAAAGAUAGGAUUGAGAUACAAUCAGUCGACAUAUAUACGCAGAUUCACAGCGCAGAAGUAUGAAUUUGAAGGGCGAGAAGAUGGAGAUGGAAGGGGAAGUUAUCGGGCCGUGUUGUUCAGAGAAGAGGAAGAACGAGAGACCUUACAAAGGAAUCAGGAUGAGGAAGUGGGGAAAAUGGGUGGCCGAGAUCAGAGAGCCGAAUAAACGGUCCAGGAUAUGGUUAGGAUCCUAUUCGACGCCGGUCGCGGCGGCGAGAGCCUACGACACCGCCGUUUACUACCUCCGCGGGCCAUCGGCGCGGCUGAACUUCCCGGAGCUGCUGGUUAGCGACGGCGCCGGGCUCAGCGACUUGUCCGCCGCUUCGAUUCGGAAGAGAGCGGUUGAAGUCGGCGCUAGAGUGGACGCAAUCCAAACCUCGCUCGGCGGCCGCGACCACCGCCCCUACAAGCCGCGCGACGGCGAGCGGGCUAGCCCUUGCGCGACUCAAUUGAAGCCGUGUUGGUUUCAGGAGAAGCCCGACUUGAACGAGAAACCCGAACCCGAAGACCCGGAUAGCGGAGAUUACUGGUAACGACUGCAGGUCCUCCGUUGGGUAUCCGGCGAGGUGGCGGACCCGCCGUAGGGGAUGAGGACAACAAUGGUGUGCCGCUAAAGUAGGCGCAAGUGUUUUUUUUUUUUUUUUUUUAAAUACUAUUUUAAUGAGUGCAAGUGGGAUAGUAUUUGCGUUUCAAGGGCAAAAACGUAUAUUAGGUUGAUAGGAUAAUUUUGAUUAAUUGGGAAUUAUAUUUUAUUUGGAGAGUAAUUUAGAAUCUAUUAUUAUCGUUCCAAUUAUUUCAAUCUCCAAAAAAAAAAUCUAUUUGGUGA